AUGGCGGUGCGGGCAUUCCCUCCGUGGCCUUUGGAUGGCUGCCUGGAACCCGACAAAACCGCUCUGCUGGCCAUCGAUAUGCAAAUCGACUUUUGUGGCAAGGGGGGCUACGUUGACAGCAUGGGCUACGACAUCUCGAUGACGCGAGCCCCUAUCGAGCCCUUGAAGGUGGUGUUUCAAGCCCUCCGGCAGAAGGGCUAUCACAUCAUCCACACACGCGAAGGCCACAAGCCCUCGCUUGCUGACUGCCCCGACAACAAGCGAUGGCGCUCCCGGCAGAUUGGAGCUGGGAUUGGCGAUCCCGGGCCCUGCGGCCGCGUCCUCGUGCGGGGCGAGCCUGGCUGGAAUCUCAUUGAGGAGCUGCAACCCGCAGAGGGCGAAGAGGUGCUGGACAAGCCCGGCAAAGGUUCCUUCGUAGCAACCGACCUCCACCUCAUCCUUCAAAAGAAGAGGAUCAAGAAGCUGAUUUUCGCAGGCAUCACGACGGACGUGUGCCUGAGCACCACCAUGCGCGAAGCCAACGACCUUGGCUAUGACUGCCUGCUGCUCUCCGACUGCACAGCUGCGACAGAUUACGGAAACUACCUGGCAACGCUGAAGACCACACAAGCAUACGGAGGCGCUUUUGGCUCCGUAGCUUCGGCUGCAGACCUCUUGCGAGGCAUAGGCUUCGACUGUCCUGAGGCCCUGGAGAGGAACCUUGUGGAGGUGAACCUCGGCAACGGUAUCAAAGUCCGAAUGCCACAGCCCCCAAGUGGCCUUGGGAUGCCGAAGACUGUUUCUGACGUCAUCGUUGCUCCAAAGGCCUCCGUGUCGAAAGGAGCCGUUGCUGCCGACCCCUAUGCAUGGCCUUUUGACGGUUGCAUUCAGCCCGCCAAGACAGCACUCUUGGCCAUGAACUUCCAGCCAGACUUCCUGGCUGCCGAGGGCGGGAUGCCCUCUGCCGGGUACAAGAUCGACUCCGGGGUCCGGGUGCUGGAGACCUCUGCCAAAGUCCUGCGCCACAUGCGCGAUGCUGGCUUUCGCAUCGUGCAUGCGAGGCUUGGUUUUGCCCGGAACCUCUCUGACUGCCCCCAGCGCGGGAAGCGCUUCCCGGCGGGGGCCCAGGGUCCGCUGGGCCAAUGCCUCGUCCGGGGCGAGAAGGGCUGGGAGUUCCUACCGGAGUUCACCCCCCUCCCCGACGAGCUCGUGAUCGAGAAGUGUGGGCACGGCGCCUUUCACUUGACUUCGUUGGAGCUCGGCUUACAGUCCCUGGGGGUGACUCACCUUGUGGUGAUGGGGGUGCCGACCGACGUCUGCGUGCACACCACCCUGCGGCAGGCGAACGAUCGUGGCUUCGAGUGUUUGUUGCUCUCCGACUGCACAGGAACGACGGCCCAGGACACCCAGCUCUCUGCCCUAAAGCAGGUGAAGAUGCAACACGGCGUCUUCGGGGCCGUGGCGACGAGCGAGGCACUGCUGACGGCCGUCUCGCAGCUGGACACGGCCCAGCCUUCCAA
Symbiodinium necroappetens is the source of this 1499-nucleotide messenger RNA. Lineage: Eukaryota; Dinophyceae; Suessiales; Symbiodiniaceae. The record is from the annotation of a GenBank genome assembly.